Limanda limanda (common dab) is the source of this 2302-nucleotide messenger RNA. RefSeq names its product chromobox homolog 5 (HP1 alpha homolog, Drosophila) (gene cbx5). The coding region runs from base 204 to 845 and encodes 213 amino acids. Gene Ontology annotation, biological process: negative regulation of transcription by RNA polymerase II; chromatin organization. The record is from RefSeq and is a predicted model, not a curated record. Lineage: Eukaryota; Metazoa; Chordata; Actinopteri; Pleuronectiformes; Pleuronectidae. Gene Ontology annotation, molecular function: chromatin binding. Gene Ontology annotation, cellular component: nucleus; pericentric heterochromatin. The transcript is spliced from 5 exons.
CGCACUACACCUCCUCCUACGUGAAGCAGCAGGGUACAUGCUAAGCUAGCCGCAGCUUUAGCCUCGCAGACUACACGUCCCCGCGAACAGACACACGACAUCGCUCUCGGAGAACUUGCCGAACCCGGUGGUCCACACAUCCCCAGGGGUAAAUACCUUCGGCCUGCAGCAGCCUAGUGCAGCCAACAACAACAAACCUCGCAAUGGGCAAAAAGACUCGCGAAGACGACGACUCGUCCUCCGAUGAGGAAGAGUAUGUUGUGGAGAAGGUGCUGGACAGGAGGGUGGUGAAGGGCCGAGUCGAGUUCUUCUUGAAGUGGAAAGGAUACUCAGAGAAGCACAACACCUGGGAGCCGGAGAAGAAUCUGGAUUGCCCAGAACUUAUUUCAGAAUUCAUGAAGACCUACAAGAAAAGCAGCAGCAGCAGCAGUAGCAGCAGCGGUGGUGCUGCUGCUGCUGCUGCUGCUGGUGGUGGAAGCUCCACACCAAGCAGCGGGUCCAGCAAAUCCACAGCGGGCCCCUUGGGAAGGACCAAAGAAUCGAAGAAGAGGAGCUCAGAUGAUGACGAAGAAGGUGGAAGUAAAGCCAAAAAGAAAAAGGAGGAAGACAUUUUAGUUGCUCGUGGCUUUGAAAGAGGACUUGAGCCUGAGAAGAUCAUUGGAGCAACUGACUCCUGUGGGGACCUAAUGUUCCUUAUGAAGUGGAAAGACUCUGAUGAGGCUGAUCUUGUGCUCGCCAAGGAGGCCAAUCACAAGUGCCCACAGAUCGUCAUAGCCUUCUAUGAGGAGCGUCUCACCUGGCAUGAAGACAGUGACAAGAAGGAGAAGGACGCGGUCACUGCGUGAGGGCAUCACCUCAGGAGGAAAUGGGACCUCCUCCACUGCAGGGACAAGCUUGAUUCAGACAUUUUUCACAACCAAACCUCCCACCCUUCCUCUUUACCAUGUCCAACAACAGAGCACAAUGGGCCCAGACUGCUGAGAAGAGUCCAUCAGACAGGAAGAGAAGCUGGCAUGGAUGGAUGGAUGGAUCAUAUGCUACUGGGGAGGGUUUUCGCUGUUCUGUCUUUGUAUUUUUAACCCUCUUUUUUUUUUUACAUGUGUUAUCACGUUUAGUGCUUACAGGAUACGAUUUAAGUCGGAAAGAUAUUUUGCAUCCACUUGUGCAGGUGGUCAUCUUUUAAAACUCAGAAUAUCGUCUUGAAGCCAGGGUUGGGACAAGCUGCAUAAACUGAGCUUGUCCUGAGGUGGGUACACAAACCCCACCCUAAUGUAAGCAGUGUGCCGGUUUUCUUUUGAACAACCCAAUGCUAAUGAGAACCUAGAAUUUGAUAUUGAGGAAGCAACCGCAGCAGCAUUUUCUUCACUGCAUAAUCACUUCCUUUUUUAGAACUUUUUAUGUCGUGUAGAUUUCUCAGUUUGUUCUGUCUGCUGGGAAAUAAGCAAUUCGGUUUGUAAACUUACUGAGGACGCCGGCCAAUUCAUAUCUUUAUAAUAUAGUGAUGAUACCCUCGUUAAACCUUUUUUUUUAAUGUAAUUUGAUUGUUUUUAUCUCUUGUGAUAUCCAAGUUCUAACAUGAAUGUUGUGUUGUUUUUUCAAUUUCUUUAUGCCACCACCAUUCAAAGAAAAGGACAAUAAAACGAUUUUACUGAGUUUUGUAAUUUGAUUUUUGUUUUUAUUUUUUUUAACCCCUGCUUUUAACAGAAGUGUUAUAUUUGAACCAGACCUAUUUUUAGACAAUCUUCACUUUCUCUCAAUUGAACUAAACCAGCGUUAACACCAGCCAUUGAGCUCUGCCACCUUGUGGCUAAAAGAUGAAGAUGUUUUUGACUGAAAACCCUAUAGUUAGUCACGCAUUGAUGGAUUAUUAUUUGUAACUGUGUAAAACAGUUACAUUGAAUAUUUUUGUCAUGAUUGGAAGCAUUAAAACCAGUCUCUGAUCGGGUACUUUAAUAUGGAUUCAUCUGUGACAAGUAACUUGGUUUUGUUUGGCUAUAAGUAUUCAUAUUUUUCUGGGACGUUGGCAAAUUGAGCUGAAUUCUUAUACACAUCUGGAUAUUGAUAUAUUUUAAUUUUUAAAGGUAGAUAUGUUUUCAAACAUGUACUCUGAGGACCAAGUUUUAGUUUCUACAGGGGACAAUUGCUGUUUUUUUCCCCUCUUCCCCUUUUAUUUAAAAAAAGAAACUAUAUUAGACAUUGUGACUGGAGGUUGUGACCUUCUCCCGAUGACAUACAGAACUUAAAUCACUUGAGCUAAUAUUUCUAUUGAUAUUUUCCUUUAUUAAAAAUGACUGUCCUUUUA